This is a messenger RNA of Anguilla anguilla (European eel), 4239 nucleotides long. RefSeq names its product fibroblast growth factor receptor like 1a (gene fgfrl1a). NCBI's taxonomy places the organism in Eukaryota, Metazoa, Chordata, Actinopteri, Anguilliformes, Anguillidae. Bases 644 to 2125 code for a protein of 493 amino acids. The record is from RefSeq and is a predicted model, not a curated record. The transcript is spliced from 7 exons. Gene Ontology annotation, molecular function: fibroblast growth factor receptor activity; fibroblast growth factor binding. Gene Ontology annotation, cellular component: plasma membrane.
CCCUUAUUUGUGAUUGGUCAAAAGUUAGGCUAUGGGCUGGACCGUGGUCCCCUUUCCACUGUUUGUGUGCAUAGGGACCGUGCUCGCUCGCUGGUACUAUCGGCAUACAAAAUUUAAAUACGAUUUCAGCUUCAAGCACAAAGGGAAACCGAGUCAAACUUUACUUGGAUUUUCCGAGGGACGUUUGGCAUAAUUUCGCACAUCAGAACGCAACGUCCCUAAUUUCUGCGCUGGUCUUCGGUUUCAGGACCUGCUCAGUGGACACGCGAGAUUUUUUACUGCUUGACUUGUCUUGACUGCCUCCCAGGCGCAAUUCCUAGACUCAUCGUGCAUGUGUGUUGAAGGCGCUAAACACAAUUCUUAAGGAUCUGGAUCUGUGGUGGAAAGUAACUAUUCUGACCGAGCCGUCUCCACUGGUUUUUCGAUUUCCAAAGAAGCAGGACACCGCCAUCUGUCAGAGUUCACUGGUCUCCUCUCCGGUCUGACGAAAGAGUUUAGACCGAAAAGUUCAGACACAUACGCUCAGAGAUGGAGUUAAUCAAACGAAUGUUAUCAAGAUUGUUUUAAAUGGGAAACAACAUGGAAGUUAACUUCUGCUGUUGGUAAUUUUAGAUUUGAAAACUAGAAGGCUGCCUCUGUCAGAAUGGGAUUUUUACAGGUUGUUCUGUUCAUUUUUGAGAUUAUUCUACUGUCUGACUGUGCAAGGGGUCCCCCACGGGUGGCGGAGAAAAUCGCACAUCGGCAGACAGUGCGAAUCGGACGCACCAUGAAGCUGCCAUGUCCUGUAGAGGGCGACCCGCCUCCCCUCAUCAUGUGGACAAAAGAUGGACGCAACAUACACAGCGGCUGGAUGCGAUUCCGCGUCCUUCCCCAGGGUCUGAAGAUCAAGGAGGUGGAGGCAGAGGAUGCUGGAACCUUUGUCUGCAAGGCCACCAAUGGUUUUGGCAGUGUCAACAUAAACUAUACCCUCAUUGUCAUUGAUGACUCCAGCUUAGGGAGAGAUGGGCCAGGGGCUGCAGGCGAAGGAGACAUAGAGUAUGCCACCGACGACCUAUCAGGGAAACUAGUUCGGCCACGCUUCACACAACCUGCAAAGAUGCGGAAGCGUGUGAUUGCACGUCCAGUGGGCAGCUCCAUUCGGCUCAAGUGUGCAGCCAGUGGGAAUCCACGUCCAGACAUCGUCUGGCUAAAGGACAGCAAGCCACUGACACCACAGGAAGUAGGAGAGGGACGCAAGAAGAAGUGGACCCUGAGCCUAAAGAAUCUGACCCCUGAGCACAGUGGGAAGUACACUUGCCGUGUCUCCAACCGUGCUGGUGAAAUCAACGCCACCUACAAGGUGGAAGUCAUACAGAGGACAAACUCUAAACCCAUACUGACCGGAACUCACCCGGUCAACACCACAGUGGAUUAUGGCGGGACUACAUCAUUCCAGUGCAAAGUGCGCAGUGAUGUCAAGCCAGUUAUACAGUGGCUGAAGCGGGUGGAGCUGGGUGAUGAGAACAAAUACAACUCCACCAUUGAAGUGGGUGACCACCGUUUCGUAGUGCUGCCCACUGGUGAGGUGUGGUCACGACCUGAUGGCUCCUACCUCAACAAGCUGCUCAUCACACGUGCCAAGGAGGAGGAUGCUGGCAUGUACAUUUGCCUAGGUGCCAACACCAUGGGUUACAGCUUCCGCAGUGCCUUCCUCACUGUUUUUCCAGACCCCAAGCCACCCAGUGCAACCAUGCUCACCCCAACCUCCAGUGGCCUCCCCUGGCCUGUGAUUAUCGGGAUCCCAGCAGGUGUGGUGUUCAUCUUUGGAACAAUCUUACUGUGGUUGUGCCAGUCCAAGAAACAGUGCUCUCCACCAGCAGUAGUCACUGCCCAGGCAAUGCCAGGGUCCCAUCGCCAGCCCCCACGGGACCGAGCCAAUGCACCCCCCAGCCAGGACAACGACUGUAUGGGGUCUGUCAGUUAUGAGGACUGCCUGGCCCAGCAGCAGCAGCUCCUCCUCACACAGGGGAGCUCCACACUUGCCCCAAAAAUGUACCCCAAACUCUACACAGACAUCCACACACAUACCCACUCCCAUGUGGAUGGAAAGGUGCAUCAACACCAGCACAUCCACUACCAGUGUUAGCUGACCACUCACUUCCCACUCAUCCUCCCUCCAAAUUCCCUACAACCCCCCCCCCCCCCCACCCCAUCCCAUCCUCCCAUAACCCUGCUCUCUCGAAUCAAUGCCCUCUCCGGACUGCACCCAAGGUCGAAUGCCCCAAAAGCUGGAUGUCUGAAAGAAAAGCCUAUCACUGCCGCACUGCUUUCAUGGAACAGGGUCAGUAGUGUACUGUGGAAAGGGAGAAUCAUACUUUGAAUUCACCCAUAUUAUGGACACAUAGAAGGUCUUCCAAAGUCUCAGCCAUUUUGAGGAGAUGUCAAAGUAAAUGGUCAGCAGUUGAGAAACACUGUUAUUUGCUAAAUCCCAGUUCGAUGCCAUAGUUUUUGUUGUUGUGUAUUCUACAACAGAAGCAGGGCCACCGUCUGUUACCUGCCUGACUUCACCUUGCACCUCUCUGGCUUGGUGUCGAAUAUAAUCACAGAUUCCAUGGAACAGACCAAAAGGAAAUCCUGAAGUGGCAGCAUGUUUCAUCCUAGAUGCAAGUAAACUUCAGCAAACAGCACAGGAUUACAGUACUGUGAAAACUGCAUGCAUAUUUUUUAUUUGCCAUUGGAUUAAGAAUACACUAACAUAUCUCAACGAUAUGUACAGGCCACAUGGUUUAUAAGUUCUUGCAAAAAGUAAAAAUAAAGUAACUGUAAUGCCUGCACCAAAGUACAGCAAGGUUCAUUUCAAUCUGCACUUCAAAGUUUUGUAUUGGCUUUAAAAGGUACUGUCAGAAACGAACUGUGUCUUACCUGGAUUCAUUUAUGGAAUUGCUUUUCGGAGCCAGAUAUUGGACCUCAUAGAAAAUGGUGAAAUAAUAUAUACAUUUCUUGGGUUUUUCAUGAAAUCAGGAAUUUGGGAGAUUCACAUAACUAUUCACCACGUUUUCUUGCACUUAUUUGGUUCUAAGAAGGUGAAUGUGGUUCAAAGCAUUCUGGCCCACACUCAAAGAAGUACCCUACCUGUGAGUUUAUUCUUCCAGCAAAGUAAUAUUUGUGUGGAUGUAUAUGGAUGGUAGGGCCCAAGGGGGGUUCUAAAUCACAAGCAAUGGAUCAUUGGCCUAACGGAAUUAACGGACAUUAGGAGGUGCGGCGUGGACCACCUCGUGUUAUUGUCUUCCAGUCCCAACCACCUCUGCCCUGUCUGGGAGGACAUAGCUCUAAGAGGGCUGGACAUUGUGGAAAGAUCCGGAAAGGUUAGUUUCAAUCUUGUAUACUCAGGUGGCCUGCCUUUUUUUUAAAGCUCUUUUUAUAUUUGUUCCUUAAUCUCCUUUGUUUGUUCAUGUUCUAAGGAUUUGUGUACACUACCCUGACCACUACCGGUGCCAAUUGGAAACUACAAAUUUUGCCUUUGACUGCUGUGUUUCCCUGCUCUGUUGGUGGCUUCUGGGACUGUGGGAAAGAAUGAAAAAGAUGCCCACUGAAUGGCAAAUUGUCAGGACUGCCAUGGUGGGGAGGGUUGGUCAUUAAUUAUAGGUAUAACAAUAAAAUAUCAGAGAUUAUGAAUCCAAAAUGUUCAGUCUUGAAGCGGCCCUGUGUUUUGUACAACUGAGCCGCCUGAGUGGGCUGCCAUGUUUAAGAUCCAAUAGUCUUGGAUAGAGUUUUGAUUUGAAUAACAUAAAAGUUGUUGUAAACAAUUUCUUGUCAUUGCAUUUUACUAUCUUUGGAGGAAUACAGGACCAUGGUAAUGCCUAUGUGGACUAGAGUCAAAUUUAACAACAAAAUAUAAAGCUUUACUAAUUAUAUAUAGAUUUUAAAUAGAAGUCAUGUAUAUUUAAUUUAUUUUGGUAAGCAAAAAGUAAUGUAUAAUAUGUUCAUCAGGCAUUUAAAUACCUACUUUGAUCCAAAAGAUAAACAAUUGAUGCCAUUUUGUUCCUAUAGAUGCCAUGUAAGCUAUGUAGUAUACAUCAAGUACAUUGUCAAUGCUAUAUUUGUAUGUGCUGUUUAAAGGACAAAUAUGUUAUUAGCAAUCUGUGUAUUGACAAUCCUGUACAGUCUACCCUCUUUUUAAGUUGAAAGUGCUAGUAAAAGUUUAUUCAUUUGGAGACAUUUUAAUCAUUUUAUCAUUAUUAAAAGGAGAAGAAAAAACAC